CUCCUUCAGUCAGCCUUAGAAUAUUUUUUUUUUAAAUUUGUAUGUCAAGUCUUAUCAUUAAAACCAAAAAUAAAUUGAUAGCCAUAAUGAAGACAUGUUCGAGUGUCAACUGACGCACAUACACAACACUGCCAGGAUGUGGACAUUCAUAACUGUGACUUUCGGGCUUCUGUUUACUAGACUAGGUAACAAAUAAAUUUAGUCGUCUUACUUUGGAUAUUUCUAAAUUUUAAAUAAAACUUAGGUGCCGACAAAAAGUUGUGGCAAAGUAAAUAUUAACCAAUGAAGAGCUUCGGUCUUAGAAUUGAAUAAUUCAACCAUAUCAUCUUUGUGGCUGUUGGAGAGAAAUCAGUUUUUGUCAAUUUUAGAUAUUGAAAAAUUCAAGAAUAUUUUUUUUUUUGUUUUUUUUUGUUUUUUUUUUUUUUUUUAUUUUUUAUAUUGAAAAAUUUCAAAAUUUUUUUUUUUUUUGUUUUUUUUUGUUUUUUUUUUUUUUGUUAUUGUAAAAGAUGAAUUCAGAAAAUAAUAAAGACACGUUGUACAGUUUCACGUAUCGUGUGUGGUUAAUAAUUCCAUCUUCUACGAGCUGGCCUAAAAGUGCAUCGAAGGCCAGAGUUUAAUAUUUGAGAAAUAUAAAAUACUAGAUACAGCCCGCCAAACAUUGGCGAUAGCAAUGCGUGAACUUCUCAUCUACUAAAGUUACAUGAUAAAGCAUGAACUCAAAGUAACGCAUAUUUAAGUUAAGAAUCCCUAUUUUUGCUGCACCCCCUGCCAUAUGAUACGUCACUGCACCCAAUUUAUUUCACGCCCAUGAACUAUAUUACUAUUCUCAGGUCCCAACCACUUUUAAACCGAAUAUUUUUUACAUAAUACUUAAAUUGAGACGAUUUCAUUUCGAAAAAGAAAAUAUUACGCACCAAACGCAAUUGCGUUAUUUAAAAAAAAAAAUAUAUAUCAUAUACAGCGUAGUGAUCGGGAAUCAAAUUUUGCGCUCUCGUGAACUCAUUAUUGAACCACACUCUGGCGUAUCUAUAAAUAGCCUGCGUGGUGUUUGAACCGAGUUGGUAUUUGACCUUUGCUGGCGAAUUAUAGAUAUAUAUAGAUAGAUUAUAUAUAGAUAGCUGUUUUAAAUUGAGACCUCUGAUACUAAAGUAUGAAAUGCGUUGAAAUGAGCUGCACGCCAAGAGCAUAAAAUACAAUUCAUAGCUGCGUACAACAUUGUAUUUUCCAGGGCAUCAAGAGCGACUAAAAUAGAGAGAGAACGAAAUCAUGGUAUGGAAAAAUAAGAAAAUUAUUCAAUUUAACCAAGAUGCAGAAGAACUAAAUAAGUUGCUGAAAUUGUGACCGUUUAUUGCAAGAUAAGAACACAUUGAUCAGUGCUCAGAGCGAAACGAGUGAAAUAAAAGUUAACUCACAAAUUAUAGAUAGAUAGAUAGAUUAGAUAGAUUGGAUCGAUGGAUAGAUAGAUAGAUAGAUAGAUAGAUAGAUAGAUAGAUAGAUAGAUAGAUAGAUAGAUAGAUAGAUAGAUAGAUAGAUAGAUAGAUAGAUAGAUAGAUAGAUAGAUAGAUAGAUAGAUAGAUAGAUAGAUAGAUAGAUAGAUAGAUAGAUGGAUAGAUGGAUAGAUGGAUAGAUGGAUAGAUGGAUAGAUGGAUAGAUGGAUAGAUGGAUAGAGGGAUUACUUCACCGUAAGAGAGAAAUUCCCCCAAAGGUUAUACAAACCUCUAGCCUCUAACCCUAUUUUAAAAUGAUUCAGCUUCAUCCCUGAGUAUCAACGACUGUCCGGCCGGCGUACCAACGGGACGUCUACCUCCAAGUCUACGGAGAGUCGUGUUUCCAGUUUGUGGUCAGCUGCCGUCGCAGCCAUUACCUGGCCAAGGCCGACUAUGAGAGCAACGGCGGAACGCUCGCCCUGGUCAAAUCUAGUGACAUUCAGUCGUUCCUGUACCGAGAACUGCUGGACAAGUACCAGGCCCGCUUCGCCAAACCCUGGAUAGGGCUCAACGACAUCGACACGGAGGGCGUCUACCGCUGGGAGGACGGCACGGCCUUGGACUUCACGGGCAAUGACGUUGGGCAAGGUCCCGACUCCACAACUUUCACGCACGGGCUGCUGCACGAAAAAGAAGAUUGCGUUGCCAUGGAUGUGGAGAGAGAGGGGGGAAGUGGGCCGAAUACGCGUGUGGGGAAACGCCGGACUUCCCAGAGGAGCAUCCGUACAUCUGUCAAUUUGCUUUGUAGUCUACGUCUGAUGGUCUACAAACUACGGCCCACGGGUCAGAUCAGGACGUCCAUGGUGCUUCAACACAGACUGGCUGUCCCGGGUAGCACUGGGAAAAAAAAAAGGAAAAAAGAACCAGACACGGAGCGUCUGCCCCGCCUAAAUCAGGCUCAUACUUCCAAAUUAAAUAGUAAUAACUUUAUUUUGAUUUAAAUAAUUCUCCAUAUUAAAUAAUGCAUUGUUUUGUCUGUAUUUUACAAAGAAACACAAUAUUAGCAGUGUGCCUAGAAAUUUCGUUCAUAUUUUUUCAAACUAUCGUCCAGCCCAAAAUGUCUGAGGGACAGUGAACCUGCCCCCCUCCCCACCCUAGAGUCUGUGGGGAAAUUGAAUCCUACGUAACAAAACAAAGUAAAACAUAACUUAUCUGAUAAUUGUGUAUCAUUUCUCAAACUUAUCUUUUUAAAAUUAAUUUUUGGAUCCCUUGAAUGGUGAACGAAGCUGUUCAUUUGUGAUAAAUUGGGCAUUUACGGCCCGCAAUAUUUGACUUGGCGGACUGCAAUAUUUGACUUGGCGGACUGCAAUAUUUGACUCGGUGGACUGCAAUAUUUGACUUUUCGGGCUGCAAUAUUUGACUUGGUGGGUUGGAAUAUUUGACUUGGCGGGCUUCAAUAUUUGAACUGGUGGGCUGCAAUAUUUGACUUGGCGGGCUUCAAUAUUUGACUUAGUGGGCUGCAAUAUUUGACUUGAUGGGUUCCAAUAUUUGACUUAGUGGGCUGCAAUAUCUGACUUGGCGGGCUGCAAUAUUUGACUUGGUGGGCUUCAAUAUUUGACUUAGUGGGCUGCAAUAUUUGAUUUAGUUGGCAGUAAUAUUUGAUUUAGUGGGCUGCAAUAUCUGACUUGGCGGGCUGCAAUAUUUGACUUGGUGGGCUGUAAUAUUUGACUUGGUGGGCUUCAAUAUUUGAAUUGGUGGGCUGCAAUAUUUGACUUGGUGGGCUUCAAUAUUUGACUUAGUGGGCUGCAAUAUUUGACUUGGCCGGCUGCAAUAUUUCACUUGGCGGGCUACAUUUUUUGAUUUGGCGGGCAUCGGGUUGACCACACCUUCUUUAGUAUCGUGUUUCUACCUUACCUUAAUAUAUUACUCGUACUUGACAAAGUAUCUUGGAAAACUUAUUAAUUAAAUUUUCGUCAAUCAACCUGUACUCUUGAAAUAAACAUAUGCCAAUCAACAUUUACUACUGAAUCAAGAGACAUAAUGUCAGGGGUGCUAUCAAUCAACAUGAACUCCUGACUUAACAUAUGUCAAUCAACAUGUACUACUGAAUCAAGAGACAUAAUGAAAGCCAUGUGUCGGGAAAAAACUAAGUGUGAAACUUUUAUUCAUUGAAACAUAAAUCACGUGAUCUCCAUUUUAAAGGAAUCCAGGAAAAAAAAAUUCGUUGGCCAGAUGCCACAACCAUCCAUCCCCUUCACACCCCACUCAAACCCCCCCCCCCUUUCAAGGGGCGGGGGGGGGGCCCCAGCGAUGACUUGCAGAUUUGCGUACCUUUCUUUAAUUCAGCAAUUCAGCUUGGUAAUAAAAUAUUUCACCCCGUGAUGGUGCUAAAAAAACUCCGUUGGCCAGAUACCACAACCCCCCAUCCCCCUCCCACCCCACCCAAACCCCCCCCCCCCUUUCAAGGGGCGGGGGGGGGGCACCAGCGAUGACUUGCAGAUUUGCGUACCUUUCUUUAAUUCAGCAAUUCAGCUUGGUAAUAAAAUAUUUCACCCCGUGAUGGUGCAACACAUGGAAACAAAACAAAAACAAACAUACAAACAAAACUAUUCUUUAAAAAAAUAAAAAUUAACAAGAUCAUUGUGAAUUUGCCGAAUUUGAGCGAUCUCAGCAGGUGGUUGGAGAUAAGAUCAAGUCAGUGGCCUCAUUUGGUGUCUUCACAACGACAGUCAAAUGAACUUUUAGGGUUAUGCCAUGUUUGUAGAUAUGCUUAGAAAAUCGACAAUACUUUGACGCACAAGAAACAAGUUCAAAAUGAUUCCAUCAUCCGAAUGCAAAUUAUUAAAAAUAAAAACAUACAUUAAUAUUUUAGCCGUUGGAAUUUUACAAAAAUGAAAAUGUAAACAUAAGAAAUUCAUGUUUAGUUUGUAGUUUUGUUUUUUUUAAAUCGUUUUUUUUUAUGUUUUACACUCGGUAUGUUAGCAUGAGUGGCAGAUGUUACAGUUGUUAGGCAUGUUACAAUGUAAGAGCUUACAAAAAAAAUUAAAGCAUUCGUAACUUUCUUGAGCCAGUAAUAGUAGAAUGUGGUUCGAGAGUUCAAUGUGAGACAAGUAAUAUAAAAUAUUGUUUAAACAAUUAAAAAAGAAACCGACUUUCUAUCAAAGACGAGCUUUUAAACAACUAAAAAAGUAGAAAUUAAUAUUAAAUUUAUUAAAAUGGGUACGUAAAGAAAUGUUUGUACUUUUUUAAUUAUAAUGAUUAAAUUUGUAAUGAUUAAAUUAUCGAGAAAAGAACAAUUAUUUACUUUUUUUUAAAACAUCGAAUGGAGCUUACAAAAUCCCGGUUCAAGUGAUUUAACUCAUUACCUAGGCAUGCAACUAAACAAAGACACAAAUAGAUCUAAGCUCACCCACCCACCCGUUCACUCAACAGCGAAGCAGAGCCGCCUCCGUCGAAGGCGUUUUCCCCAGCCGUUCACCAGAUGAACACUGCACCAACAAGUCUUCAGAUGUCACGUGUGUAAACAAACAGAUUAAGUUCGACACACAGGACAUUACGAUUCAAGUGAUGGACAAACGAGCAGAGAUGAAGUUUUUAAUAAGAAAGGGGGAAGGGAUAGAAAAGGUAGACAUUGCGAGUGAGGAAAUAGAAUGGCGGAGAAAAAAAAAGGAAACACAGACUUGGUUCUGGAUAGCUUGCCAUGAAACACCAAGAGGAAUUAUUUUGAAAAAUAGUCAUGUACAAUACUCAGUUCCUCUAACAUUCAUUAAACAGUUGUUUAAAUGUAUAACUUACCGGUCAUAAAAGGAAUCUACUGAAUUCCCUCCCCACCCCAUUCCUUUACUUUUUUUUCUCAGAGCACCCAUACUUACAAUUACGCCUCUGAAAAUGCUAACGAUUUGCAAAGAAGUUGAACGACAUUGUAUUCAAUAUGAACUAUUUUGUCUUAAAACUGUGUUCUAGAAUCUAGGAGUUCUCCAUCCCAUGUACUUUAUCCUAAGAUCCCAAUCUGUCAUUUCCCAGGACGUGACGUUUCAACACGAGGGGUAAAGAGCACAGCACGGUGUGUUUUAUAGUGUGUGCCUCAAGUGGUGUUCGUGGUCAACAAUUACCGUACACAGCACAUCGCAUUGAUUCUCGUGGUCAAGCUUUUUAUCUUGCUCAGGUGUGUCGGGUGAAGAAGUCACAGUUGAGAUGAUGUUAUUCGAGUUAGCAUUUCUGUGUGCUCUACUCACAAGUCUAGGUAAUCGUCAAGUUGAUUCUUCAUUCUGGGGAAAAAUCAAUGUAAAUAAGGCUUGCAUAAUGUGCAGUUUGCGCAACUCAGAGAAUAAUAUUAUGAACGUAUUGGCGCUAUUAACUUAUUCUAUAUAUAUAUAUAUAUAUAUAUAUAUAUAUAUAUAUAUUAUAUAUAUAAGAAUAAGAAUAAGUUAUUAAGUUAUUGUGACCUUGUGUAUAAGAAGGAGCUUAUGUCACCAUGCAACGCUAAAUUCUUAAAAACAACAAUAAUGAUUUAGUAUUAAUUUGCAGAAAUCGAAUCAAAUUAAAUCUGAUAAAAUAUAUCUGCUUAUAUGCAAGAAUAUGUAAUCUUGGAUAAUAUUAAGCUCAUACAUUAGGAAUAAAUGUAUAUUAUAAAUUUAAAGACGUGAAAAUGUAACCUUUAAAAAUAGAUGCAGAAGAUUUUCUUUAAAUAUAAAUGAAACGCGUUUGUGUAUUUGAAAAGCCCAGACAUUCUGCCGGAACGCUCAUCAAGAAAACCAUCUGUUUAUGUCACAAGUGUGCACUUUCAGAAAGCAACACUAAACAGCACGUGGGGGGGGGGGCGAACUUUUUGCGACAUACGAAAAUGUACGAACAUUAAAGAUCGAAAAUUCACGUAUGUAUAUAUAUAUAUAUUGGAUGAAAUCGGUAAUAAGUAUAAGACAAGGGUUGAUGCUGGUGAGAUCAACAAUCUUUUCGAUGGAUUUUGAAAUGUAAAUAGAAACUUUGUUUUCCAGAACGUCUCCAAAAACACGGUAACGGGGGGAAAAAUCACAUUAAUUUCGUGAUUUUGUGAAGUUUUGUAGAAUUAUAGCGUGUACACAGAAACGUUGAUCAAUUGAUCUUCUCUAGAUUUUGUUCCCGUUGUUCCCAGUUUAACAUGCCUUGGAUUUGGUCGAAUUUGAGGUUUAGACAUCAGCGCAGCUUUUUUUUUUUUAAUAGUAAAAAUCUGACAAUCAAUUUUGUCCUCUCCAAGUGAUUUUUUUUGAAAAAUCUUCCCCUGAUAAUAAGAGAGUAUUGUCAUUACGGUCAUAAAACUCUCAUAAAAUAACUCUCUAAAAUAGGGAUCUCAAAGUAUUCAAUUCAAUGUAGAAGUCAACGGCACUAAAUGAAUACUGUUUAGUUUCAGUUGUUUCUUUCAUAUCUACGCUUAAAUAUUAAAUGUGUCAACUCUCUGUCAACUAAACCAACACUUUAGUCACAUCAUCAUCUUAUUUCUAUGUUGUUGUUUUUUCUUCUUUUUCCAGCUGGUGCUCAAACUAUCAACGACUGCCCCGCGAGUUUGCCCAGAAACAGUUUUCUACAAGUUCACGGGGACUCCUGUUUCCAAUUCGUUCUGUUUCGAGAACGUACCCACACUCAAGCCAAAGCUGAUUGUCACAGCAACGGCGGCACACUGGCUUUGGUCAAGACCCCUGAAAUCCAGGACUACAUUUAUCACGAAAUAUUAAGCACGUACUACGGCUCCACCGUCAAAGUCUGGGUCGGCCUCAACGACAUCGACAAUGAAAACAUCUACAAGUGGGAGGAUGGUUCGCCCGUGACCUUCUCAAACUGGAACACCGGCGACGGCCCCGCUUCGGGCACCACUGGGACGAGCCACCACGCACUGAACCACAACCAGAACGAUUGCGUCGUCUUAGAUGUGGGGCUCAAGGGGAAAUGGGUGGAGUACCCCUGCGAGAGCCAUCCUCUAUUUAUUGUGUUUAGCCAAAACGAAGCACACAUGUACGUCUGUCAGUUUAAGCUUCACAUAAUCCCCACAGCAGCAGCAGCAACGACGACACCACCACGGACAUCAGGAAGCUUGGUAACGCAGGCAGAUACAACACAAAUGGAGAUACUAACCAAUGUAGAACAUGAGUUAGAAACAACUCAGGAACAAGGUGUGCAAGUAACAGAACAGCCUAAUACACAUGCUACAGAAGACUUUGAAGUAACCGAAGAAACAGAAGAACCCGUUUCAGAGUCCCCAGACUAGCCUCACAACUUCAUUUUCAGUGAAGCCACAGAAUUUUGUUGUAAUGUUUUUUGCGAAAUAAAAAGAAGAAAUACAC
This is a messenger RNA of Lymnaea stagnalis (great pond snail), 7741 nucleotides long. The record is from the annotation of a GenBank genome assembly. NCBI's taxonomy places the organism in Eukaryota, Metazoa, Mollusca, Gastropoda, Lymnaeidae.